Messenger RNA from Prunus dulcis (almond), 3513 nucleotides. RefSeq names its product protein TRANSPORT INHIBITOR RESPONSE 1-like. NCBI's taxonomy places the organism in Eukaryota, Viridiplantae, Streptophyta, Magnoliopsida, Rosales, Rosaceae. Gene Ontology annotation, cellular component: SCF ubiquitin ligase complex. Gene Ontology annotation, biological process: SCF-dependent proteasomal ubiquitin-dependent protein catabolic process. The record is from RefSeq and is a predicted model, not a curated record. The transcript is spliced from 3 exons. Gene Ontology annotation, molecular function: protein binding. The coding region runs from base 281 to 2038 and encodes 585 amino acids.
AAUUAUUUCUCUCUUCUUUGCUGCUUUUGCUACGCAAGGCCUUGGGUUGGGCCUUCUCUCUCCUUCUCUCUCUCCCUCAAGCUGCUCAACCUCCAUAUCCAGCUAUCUCAGACCAUGCUCCUUCUCUGUGUCCAUGGCAGAUCCAGCCUCUAAACAUUAAAAGUUUAAAUCUGUCCUUCAAAGGUUUCUGCUUCUCUCAAAUCUCAUAUCCGGAUCCGUACAGCAUUUCUCAGCUCGAGCUCACGCUACUUAAACCAGGCUCCGAGCUCCGUUUUGCUUCAUGGGUUCGAAAAGAAGCAAGUCCGAUUCACCGGACCCGGACGAGCCGAACCGGGUCGGGUCGGAUUUUCCAGACGAGGUUUUGGAGCAGGUCCUCGGCAUGGUGAAGUCCCGCAAGGACCGGAGCUCGGUCUCACUGGUGUGCAAGGACUGGUACGACGCGGAGCGGUGGUCCCGCCGCCAAGUGUUCAUCGGAAACUGCUACUCGGCGUCGCCGGAGAUAGUGACCCGGCGAUUUCGGAGCAUCCGGAGCGUGACCCUGAAAGGGAAGCCCCGGUUCUCGGACUUCAAUCUGGUUCCUCCGAACUGGGGCAGCGAUGUUCAGCCUUGGCUGGAGGUGUUUGCCAGCGAAUACCCGCUUCUGGAGGAGCUGAGGCUGAAGAGGAUGACGGUGACUGAUGAGAGCCUUGAGUUCUUGGCUGUUUCGUUUCCUGGGUUCAAAGCUCUCUCGCUUCUCAGCUGUGAUGGGUUCAGCACAGAUGGCCUCGCAGCCAUUGCCACUCACUGCAAGAAUUUGACUGAGCUGGACAUACAGGAGAAUGCAAUUGAUGAUAGAAGUGGCGGAUGGCUAAGUUGCUUCCCCGAAACUUUCACAUCUUUGGAAAUACUAAACUUUGCCAGCCUCAAUAGCGAUGUCAAUUUCGAUGCUCUUGAGAAACUUGUACGCAGGUGCAAAUCAUUUAAGGUGUUGAAGGUUAAUAAAAAUGUAACCUUGGAACAGCUACAGAGGCUUCUUACCCAUGCUCCUCAGCUUCUGGAGCUAGGCACUGGCUCAUUUAUGCAAGAGCUCACCGCCUGUCAGAAUUCACAACUUGAAAGAGCAUUUAGCAAUUGCAAUAAUUUACACACGCUCUCUGGUUUAUGGGAAGCAACGGCCCUUUAUCUUCCAGCUCUGUAUCCUGCAUGUACAAAUCUCACUUUCUUGAAUUUGAGUUAUUCUGCUUUGCAAAGUUGGGAACUUGCUAAGCUUCUUGCUCAUUGCCCACGUAUACGGCGACUUUGGGUCCUGGACACAGUGGAAGACAAAGGGUUGGAGGCUGUCGGAUCUAACUGUCCUUUGAUCGAGGAACUCCGUGUUUUCCCUUCUGAUCCUUAUGGUGAUGAUAUUAUCCAUGGGGUGACUGAAUCUGGGUUUGUUGCUGUGUCUUAUGGCUGCCGAAGACUCCGUUAUGUCCUCUACUUUUGUCGGCAGAUGACUAAUGCAGCUGUAGCAACUGUUGUAAAAAACUGCCCUGAUUUCACCCACUUUCGUCUCUGUAUAAUGAACCCAGGGCAACCAGAUCACAUAUCAAAUGAGCCCAUGGAUGAGGGUUUUGGUGCAGUGGUGAAGACUUGCACUAAACUCCAAAGGCUUGCAGUUUCAGGUUUAUUGACCGACCGCACAUUUGAAUACAUUGGAGAAUAUGCUAAGAAUUUGGAAACGCUUUCAGUAGCUUUCGCUGGAAAAAGUGAUUGGGGGAUGCAGUGUGUGCUGAAUGGUUGUCCAAAGCUCAAGAAACUUGAGAUAAGAGACUGCCCAUUCGGGAAUGCGGCUUUGCUCUCAGGUUUUGAGAAGUAUGAAUCUAUGAGAUCACUUUGGAUGUCAGCCUGCAAUGUGACAAUGAACGCAUGUCGGCUAUUGGCAAGUGAGAUGCCAAGAUUGAAUGUUGAGGUAAUGAAGGAUGAUGGGAAUGAUGAUGAUCAGGCUGAUAAAGUCUAUGUUUACCGUUCUGUUGCUGGGUCAAGAAGGGAUGCCCCACCUUUUGUUCUCACUUUCUGAAGGUUGAAAACCUAUUGUGCUCACCCUUUGAAGCUUACAAAAUACAUGGUAAUCUCUCUCACCCUCACACAUUCCGGGGGAUCUUACCACAGUCAGCAAUUACUCUGUGCACUUUCAUCGAGUUAGUUCCGUAUCUUAUAUGUGGUUACACACACAGGUACCUUCCAUCAUCAGGUUACAUGGUCUUUAACAUCCUGCUAGGGUAUCUUAUAUGAGCCCUGCCUGUGUGCGCUUGUUCAGGCUGUUCAUGUUUUUCUAUCAUCAAUCCACCAGUUCCUAUGACCUAAGACCAAUAUUGUUCAUACAACCUCAAGUUUCUGCAGAGGACAUUUAAAGACAUUGGAUUUGAUAUUUUUACUUUGGUUCAGCUUAAUAAAUGGAAACGCAGGAUGAUAAAUUACUGAACUUGGAAUUUGUUCAUUUAUUAUGAUAUACAAAUUCAAGGAGAACAGGAAGGCAGUAAAGAUUUAUGAAGCAGAGCUUUAUGCCUUCACGGCUUCCAAUGGCGGGAUCCUAUUUGCUUCAGCAGCAAGAUUGGCCGUACCCCUGAAAACCAAGAAAGCAAGGCUACCAAUCAAGAAAUGGAUGAAGCAGCCUUGGCUGUGUGUCACAAACGAACCAAAAUCUGUUCCUACUAUGCACUGCCACCCAGUCCCGUAUGACUCAUCGAAUUCCUGCAUGGAAACAAGCACAGAAAAAGACACAUGAAUUUCAAAUGAUUUAGUGAUGAUUCAGUGCUGAGGAUAAUACUGGAAAGAGGAGCUGACCUUCUUUAUGAAUUGGGCGAUUUCGGUAGGUUCAGUGAUAUCAAAUAUAUCGAGAGCCUUUGCAGCUAAAUGGAGCGCGUCUUGCUGCAUUGUUUGAAGCAUGUCAGUCUCGUUAACGACGGCUUUGCCUUCUAACAUGGCUGCAGAAAACCUGCCUUUGAGUUGCUGAUGUUGAGAUUGGUGAAAGAAUUAAAAGCAGAUGAAGCAGUCUAGAUUGAAGGCAUAGGCAACCGGGCUAUAUGGAAAUGGGAACUUGAGUUUCUACACAAGUCCAGGCUUUGCGAUCAUUCGCAAAGAAUUAAUGCAAUGGAAUAAAGCCUGGUGGUCAGGAAACAGACAAGCUGAUUGGUCAUGUAAGAUGGGGACAUGAAAGAUGCAUUGCUUGUGCACUUGUUCUUGCAUCUGGUUUGAUCAAUGGCUCAGAAUCUGCGGUAGCAAAGGGCAUUUUUAGUUUGGGGUCCACAUUAUCUUGGAGAUGCAGGACGUAUGUGGUUGCAUAACGAAUACACUUCCCGUUAGUGUCAUGGACUAUGUUGUGAGGUUGUUAAUGAGUUAUCUGUUUGCUUGUACUUCUGUUUACUUUUCUUCUCUUUGUUGAUGCGAAGACCUUUUAGCUUCUGACAGAGUUAGGUUCAUGAGAAAAGAACCAGAAAAAGUGAUCAAUAAAACAGAAAAUUGCUUCUCAUUCAGGUCAUCUGCCUGCAUCAA